Labrus mixtus (cuckoo wrasse) is the source of this 998-nucleotide messenger RNA. Its product is annotated as dual specificity protein phosphatase 26. Gene Ontology annotation, biological process: negative regulation of MAPK cascade; protein dephosphorylation. The record is from RefSeq and is a predicted model, not a curated record. Gene Ontology annotation, cellular component: cytoplasm. NCBI's taxonomy places the organism in Eukaryota, Metazoa, Chordata, Actinopteri, Labriformes, Labridae. Gene Ontology annotation, molecular function: MAP kinase phosphatase activity; protein tyrosine/serine/threonine phosphatase activity. The transcript is spliced from 4 exons. Bases 313 to 915 code for a protein of 200 amino acids.
AAGCGGCCACAACUGACUGAACGUUAACGUUGAGAAUGAUCAUCAUUUUUUAAUUAAAUAUAUUUAAAUAAUCGGAAUUACUGAAUUAUUAUCACAACUAAAGACCCGGCAGGGCUCUUUAAAGUGAGCUGAGCGUAUUUGCCGCUUUUAAAAACGGGAGCUGUUUGUUGUUCUUGAUUGAGGACUUGUUGAGAAGAAGACGGUGAAGAUGUCUGAGGGAUGCUGAGCUCCAUCAUCAUCCGAGCCAACAUGGCCGCGGAGGAGCUCGCCCUGUAGCACCACAGAGACGCGGAAUAGAACAACACAGAUGAAAUGGCGUUUAUGUCCCGGUUCUCCCGGUCCCGGAGCAGCUCCAGAUCCCCGAACCGAAAAGACUCCGAGCGAGGAACCCCGAUCCUGACCGUGUCCGAGCUGGAGAGGCUACUCUGCACGGGAAAAACAGCGUGCAACCAUGCAGACGAAGUGUGGCCGAGGCUUUAUAUCGGAGAUCAAGAUAUCGCAUCAGACCGACGUGAGCUCGGCAAACUCGGCAUCACGCACAUCCUGAACUGUGCUCAGAGCAAAUGGCGCGGUGGAGCCGAGUACUACGCCGGGAUGAACAUCACGUACCACGGCAUCGAGGCCCACGACUCCCCGACCUUCGACAUGAGCGUCAACUUCUACCCUGCGGCCGAGUUCAUCCAUAAAGCUCUCACAAGCGGAGGUAAGGUGUUAGUCCACUGCACGGUGGGGGUGAGCCGCUCGGCGACCCUUGUUCUGGCGUACCUGAUGAUCAGACAGAACCUGACGCUGGUGGAAGCCAUCAAAACUGUGAAGGACCACCGAGGAGUCAUCCCCAACCGAGGCUUUCUCCGGCAGCUCAACGGCCUGGACGGCAUCCUGAGAGAGAGCCGUAAGACGUCCCCGCAGAGCUGAAAACCCCCCUCAACACACACACACACACACACACACACACACACACACUCACACAUACACACACACUCACACAUACACACACA